AUGUCCCGUCUGGAAAGACUAGUGGUACUUCUGGAAACAGGGUCCACUCAAUUUAUUCGAAAUACAGCGGCCGAGCAGCUCAGCGAUUUGGCUAAACAACAUCCUGAAGAGACUCAAAAUUUGCUGUCAAGAGUAUAUCCAUUCUUGAAAAGCAAAAAAUGGGAGACUCGUGUGGCUGCAUCGCGUGCAUUCGGAGGAAUAGUUUCCCAUGCCCCUGUCUGGGACCCCAAUGCUGACGGUGAGGUCAAGGAAGAAGAAGAGUACCAAACCAUCAAGAAGGAGGAAGAAAGGGAUCUCCAAGAGAUGGUGGAGACCACGGAGAAUUGUUUCCUGUCCUUUGAUGAGUGGAACUUGGCAGACAUUCUUCAAAGUGGACGCGUUCUCUUGGCUACUUCAGGAGCAGAGUUUUUCAACAACAGUUCUGAACCUGCAUCGAAAAAAAUAAAGACUGAGUUCACCUCGAAACUAGGCAUAGACGAAAUCAGCGAAGAUUCGACGCCGAAAGAACAAACUCCAGAAUUUCCUAAAAAAGAAGAGCCAGAAGCAGUCGAACAGACGACUCCUUCAAAACCACAACAAUCGGCUAGAAUGAGAGCGAUGGCUAAAAGGAAGGCAAAGUACGCGAAGUCCGGACCUGCAAAAAGCGCACCGGUGGAUUUGUCACAAAGCAGUAUCAGUCGAAGACUCGCCAAGGAUGGUGCCAUUGCAGACGAGUCUGAUGAAAGCAAUGGAUCAGCUACUCCAAAUGUCAAUAUCACUUCUCAAUCUAACGGAACAAAACUAGUGGUGGAGCAAAAGGUGCCUGACAUCUCUCCAAUUCUUCAAUUGCAUUCUAAGGUGGCCCACUUAGUGUGGCAGUUUCAAGGAGUUUACGAGCUAUUGAUUAAAGACUUAUUCAAUGACACCUGGGAAAUCAGACACGGUGCUGCUAUGGGACUUCGUGAGCUCGUGAAGUAUCAAGCUACUGGUGCGGGUCGUAUCAAAGGACGUUCCAAAGAGGAAAAUGAUCACUUAAAUAAACGCACGCUAGAGGAUUUAUGUGUGAGAUUGAUCACUUUGUUCGCUAUGGAUAGAUUUGGAGACUAUGUUUCCGAUACCGUGAUUGCUCCAGUGAGAGAAAACGCUGGUCAGACUUUAGCCGCGUUGCUAUUACAUCUUCCAGAAGAAUUGGUUUUAAAGACAUUCGGAGCACUAGUGCAACUCAUCAAACAGGAUAUUUCUCCAUCGGAGUACAAAAUGACGUGUUGGGAAGCUAGGCAUGGUGGCAUGCUUGGUUUGCGAUACUUUGUGAGUAUCAGAACAGACUUGCUUUUCAGUCAUAUAGAGCUGUUGGACGCCACUAUAGAUAUGGUGCUGUUUUGCCUCAAUAACAGUGCCGAUGAUGAUGUCCAGAGCGUUGCUGCAUCGACAUUGAUUCCUAUUGCCUCGGAGUUUGUCAAACUAAAACUUGAUAUGGUUUUUGAGAUUGUCAAUGUCAUUUGGCGUGGACUUACUGAUCUUAAGGAUGAUCUUUCUGCCUCGAUCGGAUCAGUGAUGGAUUUGUUGGCCAAACUUUGUUCUCAUAAAGAAGUUUUGGAUAAAAUGAAAGAAUACGCAGAGGACAAUGAUGAUUUCAGUUUCAAGAAUUUGAUUCCCCGACUAUUUCCUUUUCUGAGACACUCGAUCACUAAUGUGCGGAAAUCUGUUUUGAAGACUUUGCUCGCUUUCCUUGAAAUUAAAGAUGAUUCUGUUAAGAAUUGGAUUGACGGUAAGGCCUGCAGGCUGAUUUUCCAGAACCUUUUGGUGGAGCAAAACGAAGAUGUUUUAGAACUGUCCAAAACAGUGUAUCGGACAAUGAUCAAACAGAUCACCACUGGGAAUAUUGGAUCUCUUGACGACAUUUUCGCGGACCAUAUUGAACCAAUUCUAAUGCUUUUGAUGACGCCAAUAGGAGUUGCAAGAUUCAAUUAUUCUAUGAAUCCUAAUUACAUUCUCCGUCCAAGUGGACAAACUUUGAGUGUCAACGACAUUCCUUUAACGGGUUUCAAUGUUGAAGAAAUUAAACCAAAGUACAAGAAGAGAAAGAUGUCCGAAGAUCAACACUCUAACUUUUCCAAGCUCAAACAAGGCGAUGCAGGCAUCCCUGAAACCGAAUAUGACCAUGCUGUGAACAUUGACGCGCCAAUGAUCAACGGGGAUUUAACUUUGGUUGGCUUUGAGGUCAUUAUCAGGACGAGACUCGCUGCUGCUGCUGCUCUCGGACGUACGCUUGCUUGUUACGAUUCCGUCCAAAAUCUGGAGUCGAUAUUCAAUAAGCUUGAGCAGUUUUUCGGGGACGCUCAUUCGACUCCACGCCUUUUCGCAUGUGUUGUUUUAGAAGAGUAUUGUCAGCAACGCCUCGAAAAUGGUAUAACGAUAGACGAGUCGAUCAAAUCCAAAUUCCUUCCAAUUUUGAAUCAUGCAUUGUUGGAGCCAGAAAAACUUCCGUCAUUCAGAGAAUUUGUUCCAACCUUGAGAGGUCUGAGAACUCAAUGUCUACAACUAUUCCAGAUUUUCCGGGAACAAGGGAAAGUGUCAUCCAGUAAGAUUCCGACGCUGCCUGUUUUGGUCCAGGGUGACGAAGAUGCUGGACCAGACGCUUUUGGAAUUGAGCUUGCGGUCUCUACCAUUAAUGAAGUGUACAACAGGCUGCUGAAGUCUCUAACACCGGUCUACAAAAUGGCUGCCUUACAAUCGCUUGAAGAUACGAAACACAGAAUAAGCAUGGCCAUCAAGGAUGCCACUGCUUCCAAAACCAAUAGAAUUACCGGGAUACUCGCAUCUUAUUCGGCAGCUACUUUGAAACUUGCAGGUCUUCCAAAGAAACUUACACCGGUGAUCAGAUCUCUAAUGGAGAGCAUCAAAGCUGAGGAAUCUUCUUUGUUGCAGCUCCGGGCUGCGUCUACGGUUUCGUCGCUGAUAGUGGAACUCAAUAAGGUGGGAAAAACCAACGCCUCGGAUAAAAUGGUCAAAAACCUAUGUGGCUUCUUAUGCGUUGACACUUCUGAGGUCCCAGAAUUUGUUCCAAACAAAAGCUUCACUGACAUAGUUCUUUCUUUAAGGAAGGAUGAUUCGACAUCCGAUCCUGCAGAACUUGCUGCGGCCGAGAGAGAAAUCGUUCUUGCCAAGAUCAAGCGACGUGGCGCCAAGACCACUCUCGAGUUUUUGAUCGAAACCUACGGAAAUGAGGUCUUUGAAAAGCUGGCAAUUUUGAAGCAUAUUGUUUUCGAUCCUAUGUCUAUCUUGUCCAAGACUGAUGUUGAAGACAUAGCUGGUCAAGAGGCUGUGGAUUCACUAGAGAUUUUGCGCGCACUAUUCCAAAAGAUGGACACCUCUUUGCAAAUGUUGGUGAUUGAAAAGCUACCUAAUAUUCUGGAUGGUCUGAAAUCGAAGUACUCUGUUUUCAGAUACUCUGCAGCAAAGUGUUUUGCGACGAUUUGUGCUGCCGUUCCUUCGAAAGCAUUCCAAUUCUUUGUCGAGAAUGUCCUACCUUUAUUGAACAACGCGCUUGACUUGAAAGACAGACAGGGUGCGAUCGAAUGUAUUUACAGACUGUCGAUCGUUAUGGGUCCAGGAAUCUUGCCAUAUGUCGUUUUCCUGCUCGUUCCUGUUCUGGGACGUAUGAGUGAUUCGAACCAUGACGUGAGACUUUUGGCCACAACCACUUUCGCAUCCAUCAUCAAGCUCAUUCCGUUAGAAGCAGGAAUUCCAGACCCUCCUGAUAUGCCCGAAGAACUUCUAGGAGGUAGAGACAGGGAAAGACAGUUUAUCCAACAAAUGAUGGAUCCAACUAAGAUACAGCCAUUCGAGCUUCCUGUCGCAAUCAAGGCCACCUUGAGAAAAUAUCAGCAAGAAGGAGUCAACUGGUUGGCAUUUUUAAAUAAGUACCACCUGCAUGGUAUUCUUUGUGAUGAUAUGGGUUUGGGUAAAACUCUCCAGACAAUCUGCAUUGUCUCAAGUGAUCACCACAUGCGUGCGGAAGAGCAUGAGAAGUCACAGUCCAUAGAAUCUCGGAAGCUUGCAAGUUUGAUUGUUUGUCCACCGUCCUUGACAGGACAUUGGGAGCAAGAAUUUGAUCAGUACGCUCCGUUCUUGAAGGUGGUUGUUUACGCUGGCUCUCCAUCAUUCCGUGCUUCUAUCCGUCCUCAACUGACCCAAGCUGACGUGGUUGUGACGUCUUAUGAUGUUGUGCGUAACGAUGUUGACUUUGUUAGCUCGAUUGAUUACAACUACUGUGUCCUUGAUGAAGGUCACAUUAUCAAGAACGCAAACACUAAGCUCACGCAAUCUGUGAAACGGAUUCAUGCGGAACAUCGUCUAAUCUUGUCGGGUACGCCAAUUCAAAAUAAUGUUCUUGAACUUUGGUCUCUGUUUGAUUUCUUGAUGCCCGGUUUCCUGGGUACCGAGAAAAUGUUCCAAGAACGGUUCUCGAAACCAAUUGCGCUUUCGCGUAGCAACAAAGGACCAAAAGAACAAGAGGCUGGUGCCUUAGCUCUCGAAGCUUUGCAUAAACAGGUUCUUCCUUUCAUGCUUCGUCGACUAAAAGAAGAUGUUUUGUCGGAUCUUCCGCCAAAGAUCAUUCAAGAUUACUAUUGCGAGUUGUCGAACUUGCAAAAGCAGUUGUACAAAGACUUUAUCAAAAAACAGAAGACAAGCGUGGAAAAGGAUCUGACUACAUCUACAGAUGAUGGUCAAAGCAAACAGCAUAUUUUUCAAGCACUGCAGUACAUGCGGAAGUUGUGCAACCAUGCGGCGUUAGUGGUGACACCGAAACAUCCCCAAUACAGUGAAGUCAUGAAAUAUCUCAAGAACUCGAACAUGGACAUCAGAGAUAUUGAGCACUCACCAAAGUUGAUGUCGCUACGCAAUCUGCUGCUAGAGUGUGGAAUCGGCAACGAUGGCGGUCAAAAGGGAAUGAUCUCCUCUGAGAAUGUCAUCUCCCAGCAUCGAGCACUGAUCUUCUGCCAGAUGAAAGACAUGCUGGAUAUGGUGGAGAACGAUCUUUUGAAGAACCAUAUGCCGAGCGUCACCUACUUGCGGCUUGAUGGGUCCACAGAGCCUCGAAAGCGUCAGGAUGUUGUUCGGAAAUUCAACAACGACCCGUCGAUCGACGUUUUGUUGUUGACGACCAAAGUUGGAGGACUCGGACUAAAUCUGACAGGAGCAGAUACAGUGAUUUUCGUCGAACACGACUGGAAUCCUAUGAACGAUUUGCAGGCGAUGGACCGUGCGCACCGUCUGGGACAGAAGAAGGUCGUGAACGUCUACCGAUUAAUUACCAAGGACACUCUUGAAGAGAAGAUCAUGGGACUUCAGAAGUUCAAGAUGAAUAUCGCGUCGACUAUCAUCAACCAGCAGAAUUCUGGUCUUGCUUCGAUGGAUACAGAGCAGCUACUGGAUUUGUUUGAUUCGGGACAUGAAGUUACGAAAGAGCAAGAAAAGGAGAAAGGAGGAGCGGCUGUCAGCGGAUCGAACAAGCUAGAGGAACUAGACGUUCCAAACGAGGCCGGACUCACCGGAAAAGCUGGCAGUGCAGUGAACGAGCUUGCCGAGCUGUGGGACGAGAAGCAGUACGAGGAGGAGUACAAUCUUGAUUCGUUCAUCAAGACGUUGAAAUAA
Ogataea philodendri is the source of this 5637-nucleotide messenger RNA. RefSeq lists its product as uncharacterized. The transcript has a single exon. The record is from RefSeq and is a predicted model, not a curated record. Gene Ontology annotation, molecular function: DNA binding; ATP binding; ATP-dependent chromatin remodeler activity. The coding region runs from base 1 to 5637 and encodes 1878 amino acids. Lineage: Eukaryota; Fungi; Ascomycota; Pichiomycetes; Pichiales; Pichiaceae.